AUGAUGAAGACAAUCAAAGGAAGUGUGACUGAUUUCGCUGCUGGGACUAUCUACGGAACCAUUUUGGCCACGUGGAAAGAUGUUCCGAGAGUGGAGAGAAAGGUGGCUCUUCUGGGUCUUAUCAGGACGCUGAAGAUGAUUGUUGAACAGGUGGUUCAGAGUUAUAGAGGAAAGAGAGAUAUAUUCAAUGGUGGUAUUGGUGUGUUUGUUGCUGGAGCUUCUGUCCUUGGCUAUAGAGCAAGGAGCAUUCCCACAACGAUAGCUGCAGGUGCAACUCUAGCUGUUACAUCUGCUUUGAUUGACUCGGGAGGUCAGACUACUAGAGUAGACAACGGCAGAGAGUAUUAUCUUUACACCCCGGUUGAGAAAACAGCUCAAGCUGACGCCUGA
Molecule: messenger RNA, 390 nt
Organism: Eruca vesicaria subsp. sativa (arugula)
Lineage: Eukaryota; Viridiplantae; Streptophyta; Magnoliopsida; Brassicales; Brassicaceae
Source: the annotation of a GenBank genome assembly